Sipha flava (yellow sugarcane aphid) is the source of this 1082-nucleotide messenger RNA. RefSeq lists its product as uncharacterized. The coding region runs from base 112 to 363 and encodes 83 amino acids. The transcript is spliced from 2 exons. Lineage: Eukaryota; Metazoa; Arthropoda; Insecta; Hemiptera; Aphididae. The record is from RefSeq and is a predicted model, not a curated record.
CGUAGAUGAUAAUAAAUAUUUUACUAUAUAGUUUUGAUCUUUCGUUUACUUCGUUCAGUUACUCGUGCGCCCAUUGCAGUAUUGUUGAAACGUUUGAUCGCUUAAGUCAACAUGGCUGACGAUGCCGAAAUGGAAAUCGUAGAGGAAACGACCGAUCCGUCGUUGGAUUCCUCUAGGGUAGGGACUGAAGAGAACGAAGAAGGUAAUGCUGUUGUGUACAAACUACACGAGGAGAUUGACAACUUGAAUCUGGUUCUUGAUCAUUUGGAACGCAAGAAUGGUGACAUUUAUACACGAAUUGAACAGCUACUAGCUACAUUCCAACAAAACAAGUCCGAAGAAGAUGACGAUGAAGAUAAAUAAUGUAAAAUUCGUUCUGUCUAAGUACAGUCAAUGGCAAUGAAAGACCGAUGUUAUUAACAAUAAUUUAAUUACAUUUUUUAUUUAUUCUGUUAACUGUAAAUCAUUUGGGUUAGUCUUUUAAAAAUAGUAUUUAGAAUAUUAUGUUGUUUACACAAAUAUGUUAUGUUUAUGAUCAGUUUUUGAAAACUUCCCAUGAAUAAUUUAUUUGGUUAUUGUGAAUUAUAGGAUUUGUGAUAUAAAUAUCUGGUAUACCUUAGAGAAGUUAUUGUUAUGCAGUUAAAUGUUUAAGUGAGUGAUAAUUAUGGAUCAAAGCUGUUUCCGUAUGGUUCUUUAUAUUUUCAUCUGGUUUUCAUUAACGUUCAAUUUGUUUGAUUUUCAAUCAAUGUUAUAAGAAUAAUAACAAUACCUAUCAAAUGUUCAAAAGUAUUAAUAAACUGUUUGGGUAUUACAGUUUUUAUUAUGGUUUUUUAGUUUGUUUCAGAAAUUCAAAAAUAUAUUAGUUUGCUCAAGAAUCAUUAUGCAUCUCUGCCACUUAAGGCAUUUAAUUUUAAUAGUAAAUUACAUAAUGCUCGUGAUUUAACUUAAAAUCAUUGCUGUGAAUUUUAUAUGUGAGAAUAUCUACUUCCCAUGUAUUUAUUUAGAAUUGAAUUUUUCCAUCAGACUAUAUUUUGUAAUGAAAUUAGUUAUAGUGUAUUGUUCUGUUAGAUGUAUAACUAUAU